CCCCGUGCAAAAUCCCCUCCCAAGUCUCCAUGCUCCGCCGCAUCGCCGCCCUCCGGCCGCCGCCACCGCCGCGUGCGGCCGCUCCGGUGGGGGCGGGGGCGGCCCUCUUUUCCUCCAAGUCCACCUCCAUCCCUCAGAAGCAGCAGCGCGUCCGCGACCACGCCUUCGACGGCAUCAUGGAGGUCCAGAAGCGCGUCCGCCGCUUCCACGCCCUCUACUCCCUCAUCCUCUACGCCACCGCCCCGACCGCGCCCUCCCGCGGCGGCGGUAGCGGCGCCGUGUCCGUACCCUUCACCCGCCUCGGCGCCCUCGCUCGCCGCCAGCUCCGCCUCGCGCCCCUUGACGCCGGCCGCUUCCUCCUGCGCCACGCGCACGCCUUCCACCUCUUCCUCCACCCCGUCCACCGCAUGCUCCACGCCCGCCUCACCCCGCGCGCCGCCGCGGCGCUCCACGCCGAGGCCGAGGCUGUCGCCGCCGCCCUCCCUUCCGCCUCCGUCAUCCGCCUCCGCAAGCUCCUCCUCCUCGCGCCCCCGCACCACCGCCUCCGCCUCGAGCACAUCCACCUUCUCCGCCGCGACCUCGGCUUCCCCGAAGAUUUCGCCGAAUCCAUCAUUCAGUCCAACCCCUCCCUCUUCCGCCUCACCCCCGACGGCUUCGUCGAGUUCCUGCCCUCCCCCGCAGACCCGCCCGACCUCACCGUCGCCGCGGUCGAGCGCGCCCGGGAGCGCCACUACCGCGAGCACCGCGCCCCCGAUUCUGGCGAGGAGGAUGCACGUUUUGCGUUCCCCAUCCGCUUCCCGCCGGGGUUUAAGAUCGGCAAGUACUUCCGGAUUGCUGUCUGGAAAUGGCAGCGCCUCCCCUACGCGUCACCCUACGCGGACGUCUCGAGCCAUGACCUGCGCUCGCUUGAGGCACAACGCCGCAUGGAGAAGCGCGCGGUCGCUGCUGUCCAUGAGCUGCUCUCACUGACCGUUGAGAAGCGCACUACACUGGAGCGCCUCGCACUGUUCCGGGAGGCGCUGGGUGUGCCCAAGAAGAUCAAGGAGUUCUUACUUAAGUAUCAGGGCAUAUUUUACAUAUCCACUAGGGGAAAUCAGGGGAAGCUGCAUACAGUGUUCCUCAGGGAGGCGUAUUACAAGGGGGAACUUGUUGAACCAAAUGAGGUACACGAGGCGAGACGGAAGCUGGAGGAGCUGCUCAUGAUCAGCCCACAGAAGGCGAAUUUGGACCGGAUGUUCACCAGCAUGGGUCGGGAAUGGGAUGAGCUUGGUGGUGGUCGCCGCGGUGGUGCUGAAUUAAGGGAUGAGUUUCUUGGUGAUGGAGGUGGCCGGAAAAAGCAUGCUGAUACUGAUGGUGCCGAUAGUGAGGAAGACUCGGGUGUUGAAUCACUCUACAUUGACUGAGGAAUAGAAUCAUAUGGUGGCAUUGGGUGUCAACUUGGAAGGUUACAGUCUCUGCCCCCAUUUGGAAAGGUUAACUUCGUGUCUUGGCAUCAUCACCAUGGUGUUGUGAUUUUGUGUUGAUGUGAUUGGGAGUCUUCAAAAGGAGCGGAGUCUCAGGCAAAAACUGAUGGCUCCAUGAGUAAAAUGUGCAUUACUGAACUGGGGAAGUGAAGACCUAUGUGCAACGAUGGUUGGAUGGCCUCCUCCCCUUGCACUCCCUCAUCUGAAGACAGAUUUCAGGGUCCAUCGACUGAGCAAGUCUAACCUCAUUGAUCAUUGUGAGGUUCAAUAAAAGAAAGGCUCGGGUCUUGGUGGCUAAUAGUUCAUCAGCUAAAUGAUACAUUGCUCCUAUCCUGAAUAUCUACAGUCCCUUGAUUAUCAGCUGGGAUUCUUUCACUUUCCUGUUAAAACUUAAAACUAAAGAAAAAUAGAAAAUCAACAAAUGUUUUGAUCUGAAUGUCUGGGCGAAGCUUUGGUGUUGAUGUAAUGAACCGAGUUUUUCAUGAUUGAAAGAACAAUCAAUAGACAGAGCAGAAGCCGAUGAUGAAACCAGAGUACUAACUGUACAUGACUAGUCCAUUCAGAUUGGAACAGAAUUACAGAAUGAUGAAGGUUCCUGUAUCACUGCAGUUGGCUUUAUUCAGGUCUGAUCAAGUGUUCGCCGUGAAGCCGGAUGUCAUGCUGAUAGGUCAUGGGGUGGUCUGUGACUCUGUGUUGUCAGUUGUCACUGUUAUGCCUCUGCCAUAUACACUGAACAGGUGCACGUAGUCAAUUGGACCUGUCUUAGUGCUGCUUGUGUUAUUCUACAGUACUAUCAUUUCAAAACUUUGAACUGCAGCUAAAAAGACAAGCAUCCUAAGGACAAUAGUUGGUACAUGAUGUCACCUACAGUAUCAUGCCUCACAGCCCUCAAGAUGCUGUGAUUUCGAAAAUGUUGACCUCUGGAUUUUUGGCAUGGAUGCAGUGGCUGACCCGCUGAAGGAUAUUGUCUUGUUCAUCAAUGAGGCUCAAACUUCGUUUUACCAUACGAAAGUGCACAAGAUUAAAAUGCACAGAACAGGCCACUUUGUGGAUGAUCUAGAUGACACAUCCUAGCUUUGUUUUCAGUUUUGGAAUCUCUUUUGUCCUUUAGUUUUCCUCGUUCCAUUAUUACUUCUUAUGUGGAAAUGUUCAAAGAUAGCCCUACUUUCGUGCACCAAUUAUGCAGUGUCUUGUUAUAGUGUCUAGCACGUGGCUAACUACAUUUCUGGAAUGAUCUGGCGCAAAGAGAUAUGCCAUGUUUUCUGUACAAUGAUCAUCAGACGUGGAGGCGAUUCACAUGUUCCCUGUACUAGCUGGUUCCUUUUGGCGUGACAGGUGGGCUUGUUUGGUGUGGUUUAGAGUAACUGCCAUCGCUGUUGAGCCUCCGCAAUUUGGUGGCUCAGAUUGAUCCACAGCUAGCGUUGCACAAGCCCACCCAUCAUUUGAGGUGAUUCAAUGGCAUUGGGUGCAUCGCUGGAUCUCUAUUUCGCUGACUGCUACGGUUCAACAACCUUCAGUCGCUUGGUUGCUGUUUGCUGUCAAAUGGAAGAUGAAUACGUGUCACGCGUAGGCUCUGAUCUGGGAGGGAUCAGGAAGCUGACGCGGAUGCCGCCGUACAGUUUGUUCGGAGGUCAAGGAGGCCAUCAGGGGAACGUCAGAGGAUGUCGAGACCUCCAGAAAUUUUUAAACAGCAAACCAAUGGAUUCUGGUGUUGCCGGCGUCAAUCAAAUGUGAUGUAACGUGUGCUGAAUCUUCUUGUUUAUCUCUGCUGAGGCUGAAGAAAUGGAACUCAAAGACAGCUCCAUGACUUUUCCCAGCCGGCUGGUCCCAGGCAGUGAGUCUGGGGCAGUGGUACUCCAUCGGAUUCCAGGCGUCCGACUAGCGUUGGACCGCAACUGGUUAAGGCUGCAUUUGUAAUUGCAUUUCAGCAUUUGCUUCCGCCACUGGUGCUGCACAAACUUUUGGCUCGAGAGCCGAAAUACGUGGAUGGAUUAGUGGAUACCUCUCGACAUGAAAUGCCAAAAAUGGUGUAGUGUACUAGCGUACAAUGACAGUGUAUGGUGUUCUUCCACAGGGAUCACAAGCGAGGAAAAGAUGAGAAUGAAAGACACUUGGGAACAGGCCCACCGCCCACGUGAAGCAAGAAAACACAGCUCGUCAGACGUCAGUGUACAGUUCUUCACGCAGGACUAAUAACAAUUCAUGCUGUGGUAA
Molecule: messenger RNA, 3677 nt
Organism: Setaria italica (foxtail millet)
Lineage: Eukaryota; Viridiplantae; Streptophyta; Magnoliopsida; Poales; Poaceae
Product: protein ROOT PRIMORDIUM DEFECTIVE 1
Exons: 6
Coding region: 30-1403 (457 amino acids)
Molecular function (GO): RNA binding
Source: RefSeq, a predicted model, not a curated record